GCAUCGAGUCGCGUCGCUGCCUCACCAGUCGCUCGCUUCACCUGCCUACCGCAACCCGCGAGCGUGCGAGCAACAACAACCCCCCUCGCCCAGUCGCUCGCUCGCCAAUUCACCUCCCACAUAUUCCCAUCGUCUCCCCGUCUCCGACGCCCGCAGUCGGUGCGUGAUCGACAAUGUCGCUCUUCGGACAACCUGCGACUGGCGGCGGCGGCGGCGGCCUGUUUGGCCAGGCCCAGAACCAGCAGCAACAGCAGCAGCAGCAGCAGCAGCAGGGCACCGGCGGAGGGCUCUUCGGGCAGGCUCAGCAGAAUAAGCCCGCCACCGGAAGCGGCUUGUUCGGCCAGGCGACGGCGCAGGCCCCGCAGGCUGGGACGAUGACCGGCGGAGGACUAUUUGGGGGCGCGCAAGGCCAACAACAGCAGCAGCAGCAACAACCGCAACAAGGUGCGGCCGGCGGAGGCUUGUUCGGCCAGCAACAAGCCAGGCCCGCGGCGGGAGGGCUCUUUGGACAGUCAACCGCGCAGCCGCAGCAGACCGGGGCUACGGGCGGUGGCCUCUUCGGGCAGCCUAUGGGCCAGGGCCAGCAGCAACAAGGCACCGGCGGCGGUCUCUUUGGCCAGCCGAUGCAGACCCAGCAGAAACCGUCUCCCUUCGGCACGGCUACGUCGAGUCUCAGCGGCAGCGCCUUGGUUGGCGGCCCGACCGCUAGACCAUCUUUGUUCGGAUCCACUACGACGCAACAGCAGCAGCAGCAGCAGCCGCAGAGCAGCUCCAUGUUCGGAGGCAGCAUGCUGGGUGGAAGCUUGCUGGGGGUGCCAGCCCAGAGCAUGCAGCCCCAGCAGCAGCAACAGCCACAUCAACAGCAACAACAACAGCAACAGCAGCCUGCCGGCGCAUACUUCGACAGCCUCUUCGCCAAAUCCCAGAAGGAGGGUGGUGUCAAGACGACAAACAUGGAGGACUUGCCCAGCCUGGAGCUUGGCCUGGGCGACCUCCGCCACCGUCUGCGAAAGCUGCAAUCGAAGCCGAGCGAGAGGCCUCUAGAUGGCAAGGCGCACUACCUCUUGGCCGCGUCUGGCGUCGACCCCAGCGUCGCGGCCAAGGACCUCGGCAUGCUCGACGUCCAGGGCGCACGAUCUGAACGGACGCACGGAUACGCCCCGACCGAGAUCGAUGUCGAGACCUACUUGUCGAACCUACAGACGAAGACGACGCUCAGCAUGAUAGCGGACGGCCUCGAACGCUCCGUGCGUGACUUUGACAAUUUCCUGGACGACAACGUGUCUAUGGAGUGGGACGCCCAACGGAAGCGCAUAUACCAGCACUUUGGCAUCAAGCCCCGCGAGGAUUCAAUGGCUGCCGGCCGAGAGUCCCAGGCUGGCUUUGGCCGCUCCCGCCGCAGCAAGACCCAGGGCGGCACGUCUCGAGCUGGACGCAGCAGCAUGUUGGGCAACUCGACGAUGCAGCGUUCCGUUAUUGGUGCGCCAAGCCGCAUUGGCACCCACCAAGCCGAGUUCUCAGAUGUCGACCGCUCGUCUGACGGCUCGGGCGCCCUCAAGCCUCGUGGGGCCACCGAGGAUAGGGCCGUCCGGGAGAGACAGGCCAAGCUGGCCGAAAAGGUCCGCACCUUGAACGCCGCUCGCCUGAUGAAGCGCCCCUAUCCCAUCUUUGCAGAGCUGGGCGAGGUGGAGCAAAAGUCUCACGAGCCCCAUGCGCCUCACGUCGUCGAGGCGUACCGGGCCAUGAUUGAGAUUGUCGGCGAGGACCCCGACGCGCAGACAUCACUCAACAAUGCCACCGCAAGAGAGCGACAGUUUGCCGACAAAUAUUUGGACGAGAAUCCCAACUCGUCGCGAUCUGUGGAGAUGAGGAAACGCAUCCUGCAUGGCUCCAACAGCUUCCUUGAGAAACAGUUCCUGCGCGAGGUGGAGUCGCUGAUCGCUAAGCACCCUCACGAAGCCAGACUCGGCGGCCUGCCGGACAUUACCAGCAAGAUCAAGGCGUACAUUCGCCUGCGCUCCGCGCGCAAGGACCUGGUGCCCGACAACACAGAGCUUCAGCAGAUCCAAGGUGAGUAUAUUUGGGCGGUGGUCUUUUACCUCCUUCGCUCGGGCCAUGUCAGCGAGGCGGCUCAGUACGUCAACGACAACAGCAACCAGUUCAGAGGAAUUGAUCGCACGUUCUCGACGUAUCUGAACAACUACGCGGCCAGCGAGGACCGGCGCAUCACCAACCGCAAGCUGCUCGACCGCUGCACUAAUGAGUACAUCCAGCGAUCCCGCAACGCCCCGGAUAACACCAUCGACCCGUUCCGCAUGGCCUGCUACAAGGUCAUUGGGCGGAUUGAGCUGGGUAACCGGAAUCUCGACGGCUUAAACACGGACAUCAACGAUUGGAUAUGGCUGCAGUUCAACCUGGCUAGGGAGGGCGACAGAACGAUCGAGAUGGCCGGAGAGUCUUACGGCCUCGCUGAGCUGCAGUCCAGCAUCCGGGAGAUUGGCCUGAAGCACUUUCCCAAGGCCAACUCGGAGGACACCAGCAACGGCAGCUUCGGCAUGUUCUUUUACUUGCAGGUGCUGGCGGGCAUGUUCGAAGACGCCAUCGCCUACCUGUAUCCCUUCUCCUACAUCGACGCCGUGCAUUUCGGCCUAGCACUCGCCCACUACGGCCUCUUGCGGCCAAGCGACCCCCUAUCGGCGUCCAACGACCUCCGCAGCUACAGCGUCAAGAACCUCCCGCAGAUCAACUUUGGGCGGAUGAUUGGCUACUACACGAGGGACUUUCGUGCCGCGGAUGUGGUGUCGGCGGUGGACUACCUCGCGCUCAUUUGUCUGAACCGGGACUUGGGCGGAGAAGCCGGCCAGCGCCAGAGCGCCCUGUGCCACGAGGCGUUGCGCGAUCUUGUGCUCGAAACUCGCGAGUUCAGCACGCUCAUUGGCGACAUCAGGCCCGACGGGCGCGCCAUUCGCGGCAUCAUCGAGGAGCGCGGCCCGCUGAUCGGCCUCGACGACGAGGAUGACUUUGCCAGCACGGUGACGCUGCAGGCGGCCAGUUUCGCGGACGAGAACGGACGCACCACCGACUCGGUGCUGCUGUACCACCUGGCGGGCGAGUACGACACGGUGGUCGCCAUUGUGAGCCGGGCGCUCAGCGAGGCCAUCUCACUCGAGAUUGGCGAGGACCCGAUGCGCCUGAUGCCGGUCAAGCCUAGGGCGGCGGGCGCGCAGGCGGAGGCACAGCAGGGCAGCAGCUUGAGUUUGGCGUCCAUCGACGACCCGGUCGAGCUGGCCAGGACCAUGAUGGCCAUGUACGAGCGGGACGCCAUGUUCUAUAGGAAGAUCCAGGACCAGAACAAGGUGGCGUGCCGGGUGCUGCUGGAGAUGAGCAGCAUCAAGAGGGUGGUGGAGGUGGGCCAGUGGGCGCAGGGCCUAGACAAAAUCCGCAGCCUGGAGAUACUGCCGCUGGAUGCGGCGGGCGACGCCAGCACGAUUCGGGCCUACGCGGCCAAGUUCUCGGGGCUGUCGCAGCCCGUGUCCAUCAACGUGCCGAACCUGCUCAUGUGGACCAUAAUCUGCUGCGUGAGGCAGCGGGAGCAGCUGAGCAACGGGCAGUUCAGCGGCAACGAGGGGACGCGGCGGAUGAUGGUGGAGCAGCUGAAGCAGAUGACGCUGGACCUGACGACGUACACGAGCCAGCUACGGUACCGGUUCCCGCCGCAUCUGCACGAGGCGCUGGCGAGGGCAUCGGCGGAGUAAUGGGCGGCGGGCUGUCUACAUUGCUGGGGGUGAACGGUUGCGUGUGCGCGUACUGGUCCCUGGAUUGAUAUGUGCUGGUGGCGCUGGUUGGGGGGGCUGCGUGCGAGGGUGAUUGUUGGAUGGCACAAGAGCGUACGUAGUAGAGAAACAAACAUCUAUUCUACGGGGUACAGGAUG
Molecule: messenger RNA, 3932 nt
Organism: Purpureocillium takamizusanense
Lineage: Eukaryota; Fungi; Ascomycota; Sordariomycetes; Hypocreales; Ophiocordycipitaceae
Gene: NIC96
Product: nuclear pore complex subunit
Exons: 2
Coding region: 174-3755 (1193 amino acids)
Biological process (GO): protein import into nucleus; poly(A)+ mRNA export from nucleus
Cellular component (GO): nuclear pore
Molecular function (GO): structural constituent of nuclear pore
Source: RefSeq, a predicted model, not a curated record